This is a messenger RNA of Geodia barretti, 1854 nucleotides long. NCBI's taxonomy places the organism in Eukaryota, Metazoa, Porifera, Demospongiae, Tetractinellida, Geodiidae. The record is from the annotation of a GenBank genome assembly.
CCUGGUGCAGUAACCCAAACUAUUACACCUGCUGGUGACUCUUUGGUUGUCCUAGAUAAGAGGCUAAACAAAGAUGAUGCCGUUGACAUUGUUCGACAAUUACUUGAUGUACAGAACAAGGCAAAAACUUUAGGUCGGCUUUUAAAAUUACCUAGAGCCAUUAUAGAGGUAACCCCUCAGCUGACCGGUGAUCCUCAGGCUCCUCUUUUCUAUAUCAUUGAUGAGUUUCUGAAACAAGUUGAUCCCAGACCAACGUGGAGGCUGAUCCUGAAUGCCCUCAGAGAUCCGCUAAUUGGGGAACAUAGCCUGGCUCAGGAGAUAGAAAUGUCUCUAACACCGGACAUAACUUCUCCCAGUCUUCCUGCAGCUUCUCUUUCCCAGUCCUCAUUUCCUACUUCAGUCCCCAACUCCACUUCCCCUGCUGAUGUGCUCCAAUCCACUACUGCUGCUGCUGCGCUCCUUCCAGCAUUAAGUGCAGACUCCCAGUCAUUAUCAGUUUCACAGUCUAUCUCGACCGUUUCAGUCUCCAGGUCUAAGUUACCAGGAACAGGCUCUAGAUCUCCUGGAGAUUCCACCCAACGGACAAGGAGAUCCCAGGAAAUGGCUAAACCUACUCGGACUCAUUUUAGAGCUCCCAGUCCUGCCUCCACUAGUGUGGUCCAGAAGUCAAGGUCACGGGCACCAAGUUCUGGCUCUCUUAGAAAGAAAGAUGAUUACUCAAGAAAGGUGGCUGCCCCCCAGAAGUUUAUAUCAGCUGCGGCUAAGCCCCAGUCAAGUGGAUAUCCAUCUAAAGAAAUAUCUACCGGUGCUGCUGGUGGUCACUCUUCUGUGCCUAAAACACAGCAUAGCACCAAACACAAAAGCACCAGAGGAAAGCAGAGCUCUGGUGUAGUAUCUAGAACUACACACGGAAUGAAUUCUGCUAGUGCAUCAAGAACUAGGGAAAGUGGAGGCUCUUCAGGUUCUUCCUCUUCUUUACCCACUGCAGUCGCUCCCACCGCGUCAGACAUGCCACUGUCUGUGACUUACAAUAAACCAACUGCAUUAAGCAUCAGUUCUAUGCCUGAAAUGGAGAAGAGGAUUUUACAACGUAAGGUUAACGCUGAUACAAACCGUAUGAUAGAGCAGUAUGCACUGUUGAGGGCUCAAACUGAAAGCCACCUACAUGAGAUACACUGUGAUGUGAAGAAGCUGUUGGUCUGUAUCAUGGAUGUUCAGCACGUGAGGCACAUUGCCAAGGAAUCUCCUCUGGUUGAACUUGAAGCUGAAACUAGCAUUAGUGGAGUUUUUCUCGAAAUGGUGAAGAAGAGCCUUAUAUCAUUUCUCCAGUUUUCUAUUCUGAAACGAGUAAUUACUGAGCUAUGUACUGGUUCACAAGAACUGCAGGAGAAGCUAAAAGCAUAUGAAUCGGAGUUCAAUGACUACAUUAGACGACGUGUCUGUGAGACUAGUAUAUAUCAUGAAGGAAGAUUCGAGGUCUUCACUGGGGGUCAGUCGGACAAAAAGGUUGAACUACUUAUUAUCACUGAUAAGCAUUGGGAUUAUAGCAUCAGAUUUGUCGAUUUGCUUGAUCUGGAGGCUUUGGUAGCGAAAUGUUUGAAUAUUGAUCGUUUCAACCUCCAAAUGUUUAGAAUUGAGCCUAACUGCCUUAGGAUACGGUAUGCUGUAUCCAUUCGCAUUGCGAAGACAGUAUUUCCACUAACCAAUGAAGAAUGGAAGCAACUUUCCCAUCACGGGAUUAUCAAGAUUCAUUGUCAAGAAUAUUUCUAUACAACUGAUGAUAAAGGUACAUACAUAACUUCUAAAUGUUUGGUUUCUUACGUGUGGUUUCUGUUUACAGUUGGAGCGCUCCCA